This is a messenger RNA of Vitis vinifera (wine grape), 4625 nucleotides long. RefSeq names its product putative disease resistance RPP13-like protein 1. The record is from RefSeq and is a predicted model, not a curated record. The transcript has a single exon. Gene Ontology annotation, biological process: defense response to other organism. NCBI's taxonomy places the organism in Eukaryota, Viridiplantae, Streptophyta, Magnoliopsida, Vitales, Vitaceae. Bases 89 to 4234 code for a protein of 1381 amino acids. Gene Ontology annotation, molecular function: ADP binding.
UUUUCCAGUUUGGAGGUGGGAUUUUGAAUCUGUUUGCCUUCAUUUUGCUUCAAACUCAUUCACUUACUUUCUUUGCAAACAAACAGAGAUGGCUGGGGCUGUAGUUGGAGGAGCAUUUCUCUCGGCUUCUCUCCAAGUUCUUUUCGACAGGUUGGCUUCUCGCGAGGUCUUAAGCUUCAUCCGGGGACACAACCUCAGUGAUGAACUCCUCAAGAAAAUGAAGAGAAAAUUGCGGGUUGUCCAUGCAGUGCUGAAUGAUGCGGAGAUGAAGCAAUUUACAAAUCCAACGGUUAAGGAGUGGCUGGACGAGCUCAGAGUUGUUGUCUAUGAGGCCGAGGACCUGCUGGACGAGAUAGCUUCUGAAGCUUUGCGAUGCAAGAUGGAAGCUGAUUCCCAAACUAGCACAAGUCAGGUGCGUAGCUUUAUGUCCACCUGGCUUAAUUCUCCCUUUGGUAGUCAGAGUAUAGAGUCCAGGAUAGAGGAGAUCAUUGAUAAACUAGAAAAUGUUGCAGAAGACAAAGAUGACCUUGGGUUGAAAGAAGGGGUUGGUGAGAAACUGCCACCAGGAUUGCCAUCAACUUCUUUGGUGGAUGAAUCUUGUGUCUAUGGCAGGGAUUGUAUUAAGGAAGAGAUGAUUAAGCUGUUGUUAUCUGAUGAUACAAUGGACAAUCAGAUCAUAGGUGUGUUCUCCAUAGCGGGCAUGGGUGGUCUUGGCAAGACCACCCUUGCUCAGCUGUUGUAUAAUGAUGACAAAGUGAAGGACCACUUUGAUUUGAGAGCAUGGGUUUUUGUUUCAGAAGAAUUUGAUCUUAUUAGGAUAACAAGAUCAAUUCUUGAGGAGAUCACUGCCUCCACUUUUGAGACAAAUAACCUAAAUCAGCUUCAAGUUAAAAUGAAAGAGAGCAUCCAGAUGAAGAAGUUUCUACUUGUUCUUGAUGACAUUUGGACCGAAGAUUACAAUAGUUGGGAUAGGUUGCGGACUUCACUCGUAGCCGGGGCAAAGGGAAGCAAGAUCAUUAUAACCACUCGUAAUGCAAAUAUUGCAAAAGUUGCUGAUGCGAUUUAUACUCAUCAUUUAGGAGAAUUAUCCUACGAAGAUUGUUGGUCAUUAUUUACAAAACUUGUGUUUGAAAAUAGAGACUCGACUGCAAGUCCACAACUAGAAGCAAUUGGCAAAAAGAUUGUGGAGAAGUGCCAAGGGUUGCCUUUAGCUGUGAAAACAAUUGGAAGUCUCUUACGCUCGAAGGCCGAACCAAGAGAAUGGGAUGAUAUAUUAAACAGUGAAAUGUGGCAUUUGCCAAAUGAUGGAAUUCUUUCUGCAUUAAAAUUGAGUUAUUGUGAUCUCCCUUUAUGUUUGAAGCGAUGUUUUGCUUAUUGCUCAAUUUUUCCCACAAACUAUGAAUUCGACAAGGAGAAACUGAUUUUGUUAUGGAUGGCCGAAGGCUUGUUACAAGAAUCAAGAAGUAAGAAGAAAAUGGAAGAGGUAGGUGAUAUGUAUUUUGAUGAAUUGCUAUCGAGAUCAUUUUUUCAAAAAUCAAGUAGCAAUAAAUCAAGCUUUGUCAUGCAUCACCUCAUUAACGACUUGGCGCAACUCGUAUCCGGAGAAUUUUCUGUUUGGUUGGAGGAUGGCAAGGUGCAAAUACUCUCUGAGAAUGCUCGUCAUUUGUCAUACUUUCAAGAUGAAUAUGAUGCAUAUAAGAGAUUUGAUACCCUUAGUGAAGUUCGAAGUCUACGGACAUUUUUAGCACUGCAACAAAGGGAUUUUUCGCAAUGUCACUUAAGUAACAAGGUUUUGCUUCAUUUCUUACCACAAGUUAGAUUCUUAAGAGUAUUGUCUUUGUUUGGUUAUUGCAUCAUUGAUUUGCCUGAUUCAAUUGGUAAUUUGAAGCAUUUACGUUAUUUGGACCUUUCUUGCACAGCUAUCCAAAGGUUGCCUGACUCUGUAUGUUGUAUGUACAAUUUACAAACUAUGAUAUUAUCAGGAUGUUCUUCUCUUAUUGAAUUGCCUGCAGAGAUGGAGAAGUUAAUUAACUUGCGGUAUCUUGAUGUCAGUGGUACUAAGAUGACAGAAAUGUCAAGUGUAGGUGAAUUAAAAAGUCUGCAAUCAUUGACUCAUUUUGUUGUGGGACAAAUGAAUGGUUCAAAGGUGGGAGAAUUGAUGAAGCUUUCAGAUAUUCGGGGAAGACUUUGCAUUUCAAAGUUGGAUAAUGUUCGAAGUGGUAGGGAUGCAUUGAAGGCCAAUUUGAAGGAUAAGCGAUACCUUGAUGAGUUAGUGUUGACUUGGGAUAACAACAAUGGUGCUGCUAUACAUGAUGGAGAUAUACUCGAGAAUUUUCAGCCUCAUACAAACCUAAAGAGACUUUACAUCAAUUCCUUUGGUGGUCUUAGAUUUCCAGACUGGGUGGGAGAUCCUUCUUUCUUCAAUCUUAUGUACCUUGAGCUCAGGGAUUGUGACCAUUGCACCUCACUGCCACCACUUGGGCAACUACCAUCUCUUAAACAUCUUGUCAUCUUUGGGAUGCAUGGAGUAGGGAGGGUGGGUAGUGAGUUCUAUGGGAAUGAUUCUUCCUCGGCUAAGCCCUUCUUCAAAUCCCUUCAAACUCUAAUAUUUGAGAGUAUGGAGGGGUGGAACGAAUGGUUACCUUGUGGAGAAUUCCCUCAUCUCCAGGAGCUUUACAUUCGGUACUGUCCCAAACUCACUGGAAAGUUACCAAAGCAACUUCCUUCCUUGAAAAUACUUGAAAUUGUUGGAUGUCCAGAGUUGCUUGUGGCUUCGCUUGGAAUUCCUACCAUCCGUGAAUUGAAGUUGCUCAAUUGUGGUAAAGUGUUGUUAAGAGAGCCAGCUUAUGGCCUCAUUGAUCUUCAAAUGUUAGAAGUUGAAAUUUCAUACAUCUCACAGUGGACUGAACUACCUCCGGGACUGCAAAAGCUCUCGAUUACAGAGUGCAACUCACUUGAGUAUCUGCUAGAGGAGAGAAUGCUGCAAACCAAGGCUUGUUUUCUCCAAGAUUUGGCAAUAUCACAUUCUUCUUUUUCCAGACCCUUGCGCAGAUUUGGCUUGUCCAGUGUGUUGAAGUCCCUAAAAAUCAUACGCUCUAGGAAACUAGAGUUUUUCUUACCUGAGUUGUUGAAAGGCCACCAACCAUUCCUGGAACGAUUCUGUGUUGAAGAGAGUACCUGUAACUCUGUCUCAUUAUCCUUCUCAUUAGGAAACUUCCCGAGUUUGAGUCAUCUGGAAAUCAGGCAUCUUGGAGGGCUUGAAUCCCUCUCAAUUUCAAUUUCUAGUGGGGAUCCCACAUCUCUUAAGUCCUUUGUCAUCUGGGGCUGCCCUGAUCUUGUGUAUAUUGAACUUCCUGCUGUCAGCUAUGCAUGCUAUUCCAUCUCCAGUUGUGAGAAGCUCACCACGCUGACACACACCCUUUUGUCCAUGAAGAGACUGAGUUUAAAAGAUUGCCCAGAAUUGCUGUUUCAGAGAGAGGGUUUGCCCUCCAACCUCAGUGAACUUGAAAUUGGGAACUGCAGCAAACUCACAGGUGCCUGUGAAAAUAUGGAGUCAUUUCCAAGGGAUUUACUGCUGCCCUGCACUCUUACUUCUCUUCAACUCUCAGACAUUCCAAGUCUCAGGUCUCUGGAUGGCGAGUGGCUUCAGCAACUUACCUCUCUCAGAGCUUUAUACAUCCACGGCUGCCCAAAACUCCAAUUCUUUAGAGAAGAGGGGCUUAAGCAUCUUAACUCUAGAUCUCUUGAAAAAUUAGAGAUCAGAAGCUGCCCUGAGCUCCAAUCCUUGGCCAGAGCGAGUCUUCAACACCCUACAGCUCUCAAAAGGCUAAAAUUUAGGGACAGCCCUAAGCUCCAAUCCUCAAUAGAACUGCAGCAUCAACGCCUGGUCUCACUUGAAGAAUUAGGUAUCAGCCACUACCCAAGGCUCCAAUCCUUGACAGAAUUUUAUCCUCAGUGCCUGGCCUCUCUUAAAGAAGUAGGUAUUUGGGACUGCCCUGAGCUUCGAUCCUUGACGGAAGCAGGUCUUCAACACCUCACCUGUCUUCAGAAACUGUGGAUCUGCAGCUGCACUAAGCUCCAAUACUUGACAAAAGAGAGGCUGCCAGACUCCCUCUCUUAUCUCAUAGUCAAUAAGUGUCCUUUGCUGGAACCUCGGUGCCAAUUCGAGAAAGGCCAAGAUUGGCCAUACAUAGCCCACAUUCCACAUAUACUGAUAGAUUAUGUGCUAUUCUGAUGAUGGGUGUGAUAAUCAUCAGAAUCUGAUGGAGUCAUUAAUGCGAAGUCUCCAGUACUUGACCAAAGCAGGCAUGCCAACCUCCCCCUAUUUUAUCAGUGCCAAGGACUGUAUGUCUUGCAUAGGAUGAUUGCUUGAAAAUUCAUGGCAGGCUUUCGCAUCCAAACACCCCUCAGAUCUCGAAAGGUCUGUUCAUGGGACCGCAGAAUUAUCUCUACCCUCUUCAAGAGCUGAACGUUGCUUUCUGGUGCUGUCGUUGGAGAUGAGAACACAUGAUGAACAAGCUCUGAGUUGCUAAAAAUGAAGAACUACCUAUUUACCAGCCACACUGUAGAUUUGAUCAUAAUAAGAUCUUAAACAUCAAUAUAUAAUUUUAAAAGUUUUGAUUCCC